This is a messenger RNA of Bactrocera oleae (olive fruit fly), 1787 nucleotides long. RefSeq lists its product as uncharacterized. Lineage: Eukaryota; Metazoa; Arthropoda; Insecta; Diptera; Tephritidae. The record is from RefSeq and is a predicted model, not a curated record.
UCUUGUUGGUAGACCCUCCAUAAACCUUUGCAAUGAUAGAAAUCGUCAAUCAAAAAAGUCCUUUCGUUGUAGGGAGCGGAAGUAGAUUUAUCAAGUACUAAGUUUGAAUAUGGUUGAUAUAUUGGGGAAAAUAUCAAAGGUUAAAACAACUUUUAUUUGAAACAUUUCAAUUAAUUUUCUUUUAAAGACACUUGACAUUUAUUUAAAGACAUUAGAAAAAAUAUCAUUCAUACAAUGCAUUGGAAUACAUACAUAUUUUAUUAAACGGACCAGUUUCGUACUGCGAGCGAGGCACUAUGAAUUGCGGCAAUCUUUUGUUGCUAAUAUAUUUGAUAACAACUACGGCGUUUGCCAAAAUUGUGAUUAAUAAAAUUGUUGUACGUAUACCUAAACCGAACGACAUUGGACUAAUAUUUGAUUUAACUGUUGUAAAUUCACCGUGUAAAGAUAGAGAAACGCUGGAAUUUCGCAUACGUUCUGAUGCCACUUGUUGUGUAAAUGUAACCGAAAAUGAAAUUAUGAAAAAAGCUGGGCGUGUAGUAGGUGGAAACUUUGGGCAUAUUGAAGCAGGAGCUGCUGAAGUUAUAUCUUUGAUAUGGCCAACAAUUUCUUUGUACAAUCGAGUAGGAUUUUGUCCCAUUGUUGUUACAUCGAAAAAUGCUCGUGGCAUAGAGGAGCAUCAUAAACAUACUAUACAUUUCGAUACUCGUUUUACUACGCUCGAUCCCGAUUGUCAUACGCUAAGAAAAAGGCCUGACUAUAAGGAUUGUAAGAAUUGGGAUAAGGAAUACUUAAAUAAUUGCACACCCGUUAAUUGCCAGGAACGUUAUUUCGGACAACGCAGUUUUUAUAAUAAAACUACAGAGCAUUGCGAUCCGGUACCACGUUGUGAUAAACCAAAUAUGCGCUAUGAUUAUUACAACAAUGAAUGUUUGAUUCCUGAAAACUUUUUUACCGAAGAAGAUAGAAAAAAGAUACAAAGUGGUGAUUUCAGAGACGAAUGCGAGGAAGAAGAACAAGAAAGGAAACAAAAUGGAAAAAAAUCCAAAAAGAAAAAACAAUCGGCCAAAUAUCGAAAAGAACAACAGCAGCAACAAAACACGCAACAUGCAAGCGCCAAACGCGAAUCAGAUACUUUUGAUGAUGAAUUCAACUUUUAUCCUCAAUCAAAUUUCGUCGAUCCAGAUAAUAGCGCUACAAAUCCACAGCCAAUGGUCGGCGUAAAAACCGAUAACAGCUAUAUACCUUACUGGUUGAAGGGCAUAUUGGAGGGCCUAGUGGUAGUUGGUGCUAUAAUCAUUUUGCAGGUUCUCGCAACAGUAGCUAUUUAUGUGCUAAUCUGUUUUGUGAUAUUCCUUAUUGUCACAUGGAUAUCACGUCGUCAAAUCAAAUGCCACAGAGAGACAACGUGCGUGUUUCGAUCGCCCGCACCAUCGGAACGUACAGAGGAGCCAUUGAUAACGCCGUCCAGUUUGUUGUCUCAGCGUAAUUAACAAUUUUCAACAAUUUCGACAAUUUUCACUAAACGUUAUACUUAAUUGGCGCAAGCACAUCUUUGGUUUGGUUCAAAUAUUUUUGGUUCGAUAAGACUUGAAUGUAAAAUUUCUAAAUCUGCUGACAAGAAAUGUCGUUUAAAUGCCUAAAAAGAAGAAAAUAGUAUGAAUGAUUGCAAAAGAAGAGUGGAUUGUAAAUAGGAGUUAGACAUUUUUGUACAAUGUAUCAUUCACUUGAUAUGUAAUUAUUUCUAGUUUGAUUGCAAAUAUUAACGUUUUUUGAUGACAUUUUCA